Molecule: messenger RNA, 2095 nt
Organism: Lingula anatina
Lineage: Eukaryota; Metazoa; Brachiopoda; Lingulata; Lingulida; Lingulidae
Product: GDP-fucose protein O-fucosyltransferase 4
Cellular component (GO): membrane
Molecular function (GO): alpha-(1->3)-fucosyltransferase activity
Source: RefSeq, a predicted model, not a curated record
AUGCGCACUGGUGCCACGUCAACAAAUCGUGUAGAAUUCUGGGAUUGUUCAAACAUGUCAGCGCCCAGUGUGCACACGUCGGGUUGUUUAUGUUUUCCUUGCCGAUGUUUUUCUCUUGAAUUCCCGAAACAAAAUUGCUCUAAAAAUUAUACAGCGACAUUUGUACUUUUUAUCGGUACCCUUCUUAGUCUUUUGGUCUGUGUUACCGCCAAUCUCGAACAUGUUCGUUCUGAGUACCAAUUCACGACGCAGUCCGAGUUCCAAUCAUACUUAAAUUUUACUGAAAAAGAGAUGACACUUGACUUGCCAAUCAUCACAUGGUGGACCAAAGGACCAGUUCCACAUGCAGAAAAAAUAAGUUACAUAAAAUGCCCCAAUAGCCAGUGCUACGUAACUACGCUACGAAAAUUUGUCGAAGACCCUCGUGCAAGAGGGUUCAUUUUUUACGGGACGGAUUUUUCGCCUGGGGAUGUCCCCCUUCCCAGAAAACGACAUCAUGAAUGGGCAUUGUUACACGAAGAAUCCCCCAUGAAUAACUACGUUCUUUCCCAUGGAGCAGCCAUAGGCAUGUUCAACCACACAUCAACAUUCCGCAGAGAGUCCGAUUAUCCACUUUCAAGUCAAUAUAUAUUUUCUUUAGAUUACCUCAUCAGUAGACCAGUGGUUCCAAUAAAACUGAAAAAUCAAAUAAAAAUGCAGAUGAAACUGGCACCAGUCUUAUAUGUACAAUCGCACUGUAAUGUUCCUUCUGACAGAGACACCUAUGUCAAGGAAUUGAUGAGACACAUUGAGAUAGACUCUUAUGGUUCUUGUCUACACAACAAGGAUUUGCCAGAAUCUCUGUCUGAUCCUGUUGAAUCUAUGUUCAAAGAGGAAUUCCUCAACUUCAUGGCCAACUACAAAUUUCAAAUAACCUUCGAGAAUGCCAUAUGCAAAGAUUACAUGACUGAAAAACUUUUCCGUGCCAUGCAUGUUGGUUCUGUACCAAUUUACAAAGGUUCGCCAUCUAUUAAAGACUGGGUACCUACUGAAAAAUCUGUGAUUGUUGCAGAUGAUUUUUCCACUCCAGAGAAACUAGCAGAGUUUAUAAAGCAUUUAGAUAAAAAUGAUGCAGAGUACAUGAAGUACUUAUCUUACAAAACAGUGGAAAAUAUCACUAAUAAGUUCUUAUUGAAGCAUCUGUCACAGCGACAGUGGGAUGAUGCUUCUGACUUUAUCACUGGAUUUGAGUGCCAUGUAUGUGACAACGUAUUUAAGAGGCAGCAAAUUGAAAAAGCCCAUGCCAAAGAUAACACAGUGGAACUUCUGCCUCCUAAAAUAGCCAGAAUGAAUCACUUGGGAUGUCCACAGCCACACCCAUCACUGCCAGAUACAGAAAAAGAGUCUGAAGAAAUGCAAGACUGGAUUUCCCUAUACUGGUCAGACUUUGACCAGGCACUGGGACUGAGAGAGAUGAUUCUUCAAAAUGAAACAGACUCUAAAAAAUUCUCUGGCUAUUGGGAAAAGGCUCUAAAGAAGUCCAGCAGGAGGACAUAAGGCCUGUCAAACAAGAUGUGUCUAUUUAAGUGCCAAAGCCUGUGAGAGGGCCUUAAAAUGUUCAUUCCCACUUGCCAUAGACAUUUCAUAUUUACAAUUUCAAACUUUAUUCAAAUCAGAUGUAUUUCCAAAUUGAUUUCCUUGAGUUAAAAAUGUUUAGGUAAAUGCUAUUUUUGAAUUAGACAAAUGCUUUUAGUACUAUUAUUUUUUAAAAUUUUAGUCAUGUAUUUCUUACUAGGCCAUAUGAUAUUUGCACACCCCUUGAUUUAUCUGUAUAUAUUAAAUAUUUCCCUCUUGACUUAUAAACAUUAUAACGGCAUAUGGUAUAAAUGUGAACAGAAGUUAAAUCAAUCAGUGAAACAUUUAUGGCUCAAAGACAAAUGCUGUCUUUAAAAUUUAAUUAACAGCAACAUUAAAAUUUUGUUACAUGUAGAAGCCAAUAAUUCAGACAUGGGGAAACUGACUGUAUGACAGGUCAUGACCACUUAAGUGUGUGUCCAUGAUGAGACCAGUCAGAGGGUGGCAAGGUGGGGAUCAACAGAUUUCAACCAAAUUCAUA